AUGGCGGCUUCUUCAACGGCCCUUGCAACGCUUGUAAUAAUUUGGUUUGACCCGCUGCUGCUGGACCUGAUUGAGGACGCCGCCGGGGGCAAGCUGGCGCAGGAUGCGUACCCCUUCCUCAGGGCCCCCGGGGACGCGGACGACUUCGCCACCAGCGAGGCUGUGCGGGUGGCCAGCGCGCGCACCAACAGGUCCACCCUCAACUGGGCGCGCAAGGGCUCCGCCAGCUCAGCGGCCGGCCCUGAGGCCGCCAGCGGCCCCAGCGCCCUGCUCGGCUACGGCGGCGCCGGCGGCGCUGCGGUGGGCGGCGGGCGGCGGCUGGUAGUGUUCGUGAUCGGCGGGGUCACGCGCAGCGAGAUGCGGGCGGCGCACCAGGCCUCCAAGGCCCUGGGCCGCGACGUGCUGCUGGCCUCCACAGCAGUGCUCAAGCCUUCGGCCUUCGCGGAGCAGCUGGCGCAGCUCGGCAGCGGCGGCGGCGACGAGUGA
Monoraphidium neglectum is the source of this 486-nucleotide messenger RNA. RefSeq lists its product as hypothetical. The transcript is spliced from 5 exons. NCBI's taxonomy places the organism in Eukaryota, Viridiplantae, Chlorophyta, Chlorophyceae, Sphaeropleales, Selenastraceae. The record is from RefSeq and is a predicted model, not a curated record. The coding region runs from base 1 to 486 and encodes 161 amino acids. Gene Ontology annotation, molecular function: syntaxin binding. Gene Ontology annotation, cellular component: plasma membrane; secretory granule. Gene Ontology annotation, biological process: intracellular protein transport; vesicle-mediated transport.